AGAAUACAAUGUAAAGCUCAUGAGUUACUCUACCAUCCCACCAUUCAGUGAUAGGCUUGAAGGUGGAGGUGACCCACUGUGGACAAAUGAAGAGGAAAUACCGUGUAUGCAAUGUUACCCGACGUCCUGCCAGUCACCAGACGUUUCCUCUCCAGCUUGAAAGCGGACAGACAGUAGAAUGUACAGUGGCCCAGUACUUUAAGCAGAAGUACAACUUGCAGCUCAAAUACCCUCACCUGCCCUGCCUACAAGUGGGACAGGAACAAAAGCACACCUAUCUACCCCUGGAGGUGUGUAACAUUGUAGCUGGUCAACGAUGCAUCAAGAAACUGACAGAUAACCAGACCUCCACCAUGAUCAAAGCAACAGCUCGUUCUGCACCCGACAGACAAGAAGAGAUCAGCAGGCUGAUGAAAAAUGCCAACUUCAACCUGGACCCCUACAUCCAGGAGUUUGGGAUCAAGGUGAAAGACGAUAUGGCUGAGGUGACGGGCCGAGUGCUGCCAGCUCCUAUUCUGCAGUACGGAGGACGGAACCGAGCCAUCGCCACCCCCAACCAAGGAGUGUGGGACAUGAGGGGGAAGCAGUUUUACAACGGCAUUGAGAUCAAAGUCUGGGCAAUUGCCUGCUUUGCCCCCCAGAAGCAGUGCAGAGAGGAGGUGCUUAAGAACUUCACAGACCAGCUGCGAAAAAUCUCUAAGGAUGCUGGGAUGCCCAUCCAAGGCCAGCCAUGCUUCUGUAAAUACGCCCAGGGAGCCGACAGCGUGGAGCCCAUGUUCMGACACCURAAGAACRYCUAYKCYGGMCURCARCUYAUCAUCGUCAUCCUGCCUGGAAAAACUCCUGUUUAUGCCGAGGUGAAGCGAGUGGGAGACACCCUGCUGGGCAUGGCCACCCAGUGUGUUCAGGUGAAGAAUGUAGUGAAGACGUCGCCUCAGACGCUCUCCAACCUCUGCCUCAAGAUCAACGUAAAGCUGGGAGGCAUAAACAACAUCCUGGUGCCUCAUCAAAGGUCAGCAGUGUUUCAGCAGCCAGUUAUCUUCCUGGGAGCAGAUGUCACACACCCUCCAGCUGGAGAUGGAAAGAAGCCCUCUAUUACUGCUGUGGUAGGCAGUAUGGACGCCCAUCCCAGCAGAUACUGUGCCACAGUCCGCGUCCAGAGACCCCGGCAGGAAAUCAUCGAAGAUUUAUCCUACAUGGUGCGGGAACUGCUAAUUCAGUUCUACAAGUCAACCCGCUUUAAACCCACCAGGAUCAUUUUCUACAGAGAUGGUGUUCCUGAGGGACAGUUGCCACAGAUUCUCCACUAUGAGCUCCUGGCCAUCAGAGAUGCAUGCAUAAAGUUGGAGAAAGAUUAUCAGCCUGGUAUCACCUACAUCGUGGUACAGAAACGCCACCACACACGCCUCUUCUGUGCUGACAAGUCUGAGAGGAUUGGGAAGAGUGGGAACAUACCUGCAGGGACUACGGUGGACACCAGCAUCACUCAUCCCUUUGAGUUUGACUUCUACCUUUGCAGUCAUGCAGGCAUACAGGGUACCAGCCGGCCAUCUCAUUACUACGUCUUGUGGGAUGACAAUCGUUUCACAGCUGAUGAGUUGCAGAUUUUAACCUACCAGUUGUGCCACACAUAUGUUCGUUGUACCCGCUCAGUUUCCAUCCCCGCCCCAGCCUACUACGCUCGUCUCGUGGCCUUCCGAGCUCGCUAUCAUCUAGUAGACAAAGAGCAUGACAGUGGAGAGGGUAGCCACGUAUCUGGUCAAAGUAACGGCCGGGACCCCCAGGCGCUGGCGAAAGCUGUUCAGAUYCAUCACGACACGCUGAGGACCAUGUACUUCGCCUGAGCUUCACCAGCCAUCAUCACCAUCGUUCCCUCCCACCUCAUUUCUACCUGAGCGGGCAGGAGGCCCACUCCCACCUCAUCCCCAUCCCUUAUUCCCAACAACUGCCCACUACACAUCCUCCACAAACGUGCCAGUUUGUUACUCAGACCCAUGAAACACAACACUCCUCUCCUGUAAACACAGCCAGAAUGCAGCUUCAUGCACUCAAAAUGUUUUUUUUUGUACUUUUUUUACUUUAUCAGGACAGUUGUUUUUUUUACGUUGAAUUGUUUUUAAUUGUGGACAUUAUGUGAUUUUUCUUGUACGCUACCUUCACACUCCCAUCUAASUAAGUAUGCAAUACAAAUGGGAGGAAAAAUGGGCGUUAAAAAAGGGGUGGGUAAAAAGUCCUGAAACCUUUUUAACUGCCACCACAAUGCUGCCUCUUUACCCAUCCGAACGCCGGAUGCCAGUGUUCCAAGCCCCUUAGCAUUGGGGUCCUCCAAAGGGGUGGUACUGAGCACGCACACUUACAUGUAUGAAUUUGUAUUUUUUUUGUGUUUUUACAUCAUCAUGAAAGACAUUCAUGUUUUUAAUGUUUUGAAAUAAUGUUAUUUUUUUAAAGCAGCCUUGAGGAGUCUGAGGUAUGGUACAUUAGCACUUAGCGUUAGCAUGUAGGUGCCACCAGUCCCGCACAUUGAGUUUUAGUCAUGUGAGGUUGUCACCUGGUCUUUUAAAUUAGCAGACUGGAGGAGGAGGUGUAGCUGUAUAGAUGGAGGAGCAGUGCCGUUGCACUCUGUCCUCGUUGGCCAGUCCCUAGGGUUUUAGUCUAUAGAGGCAAUUAUAGCAUAASUGUAGAGGGACCAUUUGCAUAGAGUGUAUCAAAUAUACUUGCACCCCAUGCACCUACCAGCAUUAUUAACCAGCCAAAAGUGAUGCCAACCAAUUAAAAAGGGGCACUUAAGCAGGAAGGUUACUUCUGUAUUCAUUGCUCUUUAUGAUUUGAGGCACUUUUUGUUUACUUAUUGAUUUUUUGUUUGUUUGUUUUUUUUACUUCAGAAUUAUGAACAUCUUUUGGAAGACUUGAACCAAACUAUUUUACAUUUCUACUGUCACACUUUAAUUGCUUUCAGAAACGAGGCAAUAGGCAACAUUAUCCUGUAGAUUUGACAACAGGCAAACGUGGAGUUUGCGAACACUCAAGUGCUGCGCGGCUGACGCUCCAUUCAGCCGCUGAACUCGCUUCGAUCGUUCUGCACAUUCCUACUCGUGUCAGUGGAGAUGACGCCACUCAGCGCAUCUUACCCUUCCAGUGGCAGAAUUCUUCGCAUACCUGUACACGCCUACCUUCCACCGGUCCUGUUUUCACUCACGGCUCUUCCUUCUGCAGGCGUUUACUGCUCAUGCCCUGGGUAAUGAAAGCACACAUACACUUGGUUUCCCUUUUUAGCAUCUAGUGAAAAACAAAGUCAUGCACUUGCCCUCUUUGUUUUCCUUCAGGCCAAACUAUCACUCAUUAGCCUUUCCACCACUUUCUGUGUUUGCCAUUUGUUUUCACACGCAAUCAGCAUCUUCUGUCCCAAUCCUCUAGUCUGUGUUAGCCAAUCCCUAUUGGUGCUCUGUGUGCAUGGGCGUCACAGAUGGGGGAUUGCUCAUUGGACAGGGAGGGUCUCUAUUACUAUUUAAUAAGCCCUGCCUUUACAUCAACUCACUCUCUGGAUUUAUAUAUAGAAAAAAAAUGCAUGUAAUUAUUUUUUAAAUGACUGGAUAUUCUGAGCCACCUUACUUUGGUUUUCUUAGAGAUAGGAGCCUUGUGCUCACCACUGCCUGUCAAUUGUUUUGCCUCGAUUGUGUAAUGGUGAUUGAGACUGAUAGUUUUUGUCAUUUUAAAUAUUGUGACUAUUGUCAGAGUGUAUCCUCAAGAGGGCACUGUGGAGACGGUCUCAAAAUUCCACCGCAGCUGCCCUUAAAGCGCCUCAAAUCUYGUCUGAUGGUCAAAACCCCUUAAAGUUGAAAGGGGAUCGAAAAAAAGAAAGAAAUCAGACGAGUUUGAGUUUAAAAUCAUAUUUAUGAACUUGCAUAAUCCAAAUGCCUUUGUACACCGGUUUACUGAUCCUUCAUUGUGUCCAAGGUGAUUUGUAUAUAUGAAGAUAUCAUAUUUACAUGUUAUAUAUUUUGGCCCGACACAUGCUGGGCCUUUCACAGUUGAGGCCAGUGUUUUACUAUAUUUAAAUACAAGACUGGGGUGCCUCCCAGCACCACUAAACCAGAUGCAGUUCUUCACUUACUGAAGUCACAAAAGCACCUUGCAAAGGGAGGCACAAGAAAUGCCGUCACCCUGGAAAUGUAUCGUGGACACAGGAGGGUUCACUCCUCUCCACACAGCCUCACGGUCUGACUAAGCAAUAUCGUAGCCACUGAUCAAUAACAGUCCUUGGCAAAGCACUUCCCAAUAGAUAUGAACGAAAAGACACUGAAGCAUAUUUCUUUGGUUCUGUGUGUGAUAGUAUUGGAACUCUGUUGGGGAGGGUUAUUUUUUAAUAAAAAUAAAAUUGUUUUUUAUUACUUC
Messenger RNA from Austrofundulus limnaeus, 4392 nucleotides. Its product is annotated as protein argonaute-1. The record is from RefSeq and is a predicted model, not a curated record. Bases 87 to 1844 code for a protein of 585 amino acids. The transcript has 14 exons. NCBI's taxonomy places the organism in Eukaryota, Metazoa, Chordata, Actinopteri, Cyprinodontiformes, Rivulidae. Gene Ontology annotation, molecular function: RNA binding; protein binding.